This is a messenger RNA of Menidia menidia (Atlantic silverside), 1002 nucleotides long. Lineage: Eukaryota; Metazoa; Chordata; Actinopteri; Atheriniformes; Atherinopsidae. The record is from the annotation of a GenBank genome assembly.
UUGGUUUAUGCCUUUAUUGUCCCAUUUAAAAAAUGUACCACAUGUUUUGUGUUUCCUCAGGCGGUGAACUUCUGGCAAGUGCUGGUAAUGAACGACGAACACACAGAACGUCGCUACCUGCUCUACGUCCUCUUAGGCUGGGGACUUCCAGCCCUAGUCAUCAUCGUUUUGGUCGUCGUUUUACUCGGCGGCUUUGGGUGGACCAUUCAUGCUGUCUACGGACUUGUACAAGGAGAUGUGUGUUUCAUCCCAAACAUCUACGCAGCCCUAAGCACAGCAGUGCUGGUGCCUCUCAUCUGUCUGGUUGCCGUGCUGGUGGUGUUCAUCCACGCCUAUCAGGUUACAGAGCAGUGGAAGGCCUACGAUGACAUUUACCGUGGACGGACCAACAGCACAGAGGUGCCGCUGGUCCUGUACCUGUUUCUGCUCAUCUCGUUGGUGUGGUUGUGGGCAGGACUCCACAUGGGGUACAGGUACCUGUGGAUGCUCAUCCUCUACGUCAUCUUUAACUGCCUGCUGGGCUUGUAUGUGUUUGCAGUCUACUUCAUCAUGCAUAAUCAGCUUUGUUGGCCAACCAAAGCCAGUUACACAGUGGAAAUGAGUGGCCAAGAAGGUUCCGACUCGACCUACCAAGGAGGGGGACACGCUACCGUUGGAGGCGACAUUAGUAAAUCCACCCAGAAUCUCAUCAGCGCCAUGGAAGAGGUAUCAGCAGACUGGGAGCGGACGUCUCUUCGGCCUGCUAUUCAGCCAAGCAGCGCGUUUAAGCCCAGUCCUGUGAUGGGGACAUACACCACAGAGGGAAGUUUCAUCAACACCAACCUCGUCACCACAGAUGAGGAGUCACAGGAGUUUGAUGACCUCAUAUUUGCCUUAAAAACUGGAACCGGCCUUAAUGUCAGCGAUAAUGAAUCCAUACCUGGAAGCCACGAUGGUGGCAGCGUCACCAACUCCCAAAUAGUUGAGCUGAGACGAAUCCCCAUAGCUGACACACACCUCUAA